AUGUUACAUGUUGGUGAGGAUGUAAAGCAACUGUAUUUCUCACACACUGCUAAUAAGAAUGUAAAAUCCCUGUCUGCCCUUAGACCUGCUGCCCAGCACUCCUGCAGUUCAUGCCCUCGGACCAAGCCUGCAGGCAUGCCCAUGUCCACCUACCUGAAAAUGCUCGCAGCCAGCCUCCUGGCCAUGUGCGCAGGGACAGAAGUGGUGCACAGGUACUAUCAACUGGACCUGCCCAUACCUGAAAUUUCACCAAAGCCUGGAGAGCUCAAAACGGAGCUUUUGGAACUGAAAGAAAGAAAACACAAAACUCAAGUUUCUCACCAGAAGGAACUUAAAUAACUAUGCCAAGAAUUCUGCAAAUAAUAUUAUAAGUCUUAAAUAUGUAUUUCUUAACUUAAUGCAUCAAACUACUUGUCCUUAAGCACUUAGUCUAAUGCUAACUGCAAGUGGAGAUGUUCAGUGGAUGUUUAGCUGAUACCUUGAAAUUUAAUCACGGUUUAACUGAUAUUUCUUGAAAACUGGCAAAACACAUAUCAGCUUCAUGAAUAUGGUUUGGAAGAUGUUUAGUCUUGAAUAUAAUGUGAAAUAGAAUACUUUUAAGUCAACGAUAUGGGUUGUCUUUAUUUCAUAUAAAUUUUUAAAAAAUCAUUUAAAACUA
This is a messenger RNA of Cebus imitator (Panamanian white-faced capuchin), 658 nucleotides long. Its product is annotated as protein BRAWNIN-like. Gene Ontology annotation, cellular component: mitochondrion. The transcript has a single exon. The record is from RefSeq and is a predicted model, not a curated record. Bases 1 to 339 code for a protein of 112 amino acids. Lineage: Eukaryota; Metazoa; Chordata; Mammalia; Primates; Cebidae. Gene Ontology annotation, biological process: mitochondrial respiratory chain complex III assembly.